Molecule: messenger RNA, 3573 nt
Organism: Engraulis encrasicolus (European anchovy)
Lineage: Eukaryota; Metazoa; Chordata; Actinopteri; Clupeiformes; Engraulidae
Product: cilia- and flagella-associated protein 251
Exons: 6
Coding region: 532-1668 (378 amino acids)
Molecular function (GO): calcium ion binding
Source: RefSeq, a predicted model, not a curated record
CUGGGCAUGCGAGCCAGUGUGUGUGUGAAUGCGCCAGGGAGAAGUGCACACCAAAGGCCGGUGUCUCUCCUCUUGUCUCUUUCGCUCUCUCGCGCUCUCUCUCUCUCUCUCUUUCUCGCCCUUUCUCCUCUCCUUCUUCCGUUUGCCCUCCGUGUGUGUGGAGGGGUGUCGGACAAGGCAGAUUGGAGCUCUGGAAAGAUCCUAACAGAAGAUUUUUAACUGUCCCGGGAACUACCUCAGUCUUAUUGGAGCUGUUGGUGCGUGUGUGUGUGUCAGAGUGUGUGACUGCGUGAGAGAGUUUGGAAUACCCUUAGAAGGAUCCCUGCGUGUCUGAAACCUCCAAAGGUCGCGCUGUGCUGCUCUGGCGAGCUCAGCUCUGCUGCAAGUUCUGGAUAGCUUUUGCCUGUUUUUAUGGUGCACUGCUAACGGACUUGGAAUUGCUGUGCAUUUGGGACUAUCGGCUUGGGACUAACCACUACCACUUGUUUCUGCGACUAGUGUACCACUGAGGUACUACUGUAGCCCGAUAAGAUGGCUGCUAUGAGGCACUUUUGGCUCUUGGGGCUCCUGGUUGCCCUGCUGAGCGCCGGGGGUGCAAGGAUGGAGGAGGCAGGAGCCGAGGAGGUAGAGGAGGAGCUCGCCGGAGAGGAGGUGGAGGAGGAGGUGGCUGCUGAGGCUGAGGAGGAGGAGGACGAGGCGGGUGGUGAAGAAGAAGAAGAAGAAGAGGAUGCGGGUGAUGGUGGAGGAGAGGAGGAGGAAGAAGAUGAGGAGGAGGAAGAGGAGGGAGCUGAGGAGGAGGAAGAGGAGGAAGAAGCAGUUGAGGAGGAAGAAGAAGCAGAGGAAGAGGAGGAGGAGGAAGCUGAGGCUGCUGCUGAAGAAGAGGAUGAGGAAGAAGAGGAAGAAGCCGCUGAAGAGGAGGAGGAGGAAGCUGAGGAGGAGGAGGAAGAGGAGGCUGCAGAGGAGGAGGAGGAAGCUGAGGAGGAGGAGGCUGUGGAAGAGGAGGAGGAAGCGGAGGAGGAGGAAGAGGAGGAGGAGGAAGAAGAGGAGGCAGCAGCUGAGGAGGAGGAAGAGGAGGAGGAAGCAGAGGAGGAGGAAGCUGAGGAGGAAGUAGUGAGUGAGGUAGAUGCUGCCCCUGCUUCUGAAGAAGAGGAGGAAGAGGAGGAGGAGGCAGCUGAGGAGGAGGAAGAGGCAGAGGAGGAGGAGGAGGCAGCUGAGGAGGAGGAAGAGGAGGAGGAGGCAGCUGAAGAGGAGGAUGAGGCAGCUGAAGAGGAGGAAGAGGAGGAUGAGGCAGCUGAGGAGGAAGAGGAGGCAGAAGAAGAACAUUCCGUUGAAGAUGAUGACGAUGAGGAGGAUGCCGCUAAUGAAACAGAAGCAGAGGUUGUGAUUGACCUGGACGAGGAGGAAGAAGAAGAAGAGGAGGAGGAGGAGAGUGCUCCCACCGAAUACCAGUCAGGAUCGCUGUGCAAAGUCUGCUCUGCCUGUGAGAACUGUGGCCACUGUGAUAGCUGCCCAUGUGAGGAGGGUGAUGAGUCAGAGCACUGCAAGAACUGUGAAGUCUGCGGUGUUUGCUACAUGUGCCCCAUCUUCUGUGACACCCUUUGUCUACCAGGUGGCUUUGUGGAUGACUUCACUGGAUCAAUCUACCAGACGAUCGCCUCGCUUCUGUGAUCGUCACGUACCCACUACAAGCCCACCCCCACCCAUAUCACCACCCCGAUCCCCAUCCCCAUACAGCAGUUGUGACUACUGGUCCCUUGCAGCUGUGGGUCACCUCUCCUGGUCUGCUCACCUCUUCUGAUGUUCCCCCGCUGUUGCUGAGGCAGGAGGAAUAAGAGGAUCUGUCAUCAUCUUCAUUGCUGUGUGUGUGUGUGUGUGUGUGUGUGUGUGUGUGUGUGUGUGUGUGUGUGUGUGUGUGUGUGUGUGUGUGUGUGUGUGUGUGUGUGCGUGCGUGCGUGUGCGUGUGCGUGUGCGCGUGCGCGUGCGCGUGUGUGUGUGUGGAGAACAAAGUUAGUCCUAGACCGGACGACUGGCUGACAUGAGAUCAGAUUCAGCCUGUCGGCCGGAUCCGAGACGUCAAAAAUGUUCACCGUGCUGUCUUUGCAGCAGGCAGAGAAACUGAUCCCUGUGACCUUUGACCUAUAACAUUUGACCUUCAGACACCUUUUGACCUUAACAUUAAAAAAAAAAAGCAGACAUGUACUGUAACCAGUACACUUUGCACAACUGCGGGCUGGGGUAUGAAGUUUGUUGGAUUACAAAGUAAGAUUUUUUUUGUCAGUUUUUAGACUGGUAUUCAAUUGGUUUAAAAUGUUUGUAUGGUAUGAUCUGGGCUGGUUUGUUAUUUCAUUGGGUCGUACUGUAUGUGUGUGUAUUUAAAUUAUUGGGCCAGUUUGGAUAAAAACUAUUCUUUGCUACAUUUUCUUUUUUUUUUGAUAGAUACUUUUCCCCAAAGAGACUGUGGCAGCCCGGGUUCACAUAAAGUCUUUAAAGUACAUAUUUAGUUUGAAACCAAAGCCAUUCUAAGUGUUACAACACAGCAUAUGUAUUAUGUGCUGUUAAAAUACAUCCUCAAAGCUCCCCAAAGAACCUUUCGUUUGCCAUUGUAGGCCCUAAACCGUUUUCUGAGAAACAUUAAAGGUCUCUGUGAAACCUAAAAGUUCUUGCAAGAACCUCAAGGAUCCUCAGAGAACCUUUAGGUGUCUCCCACAGUGGUAAAUGGUUGGUUCCUAAAAACAAAAAACAUUUGGGUUCUUUUGACCUUAAAAAAACAACAGGGUUCCUCCCAAAGCUGGGGUAUGUUUCUUGAAAGCAUAGAUGCUAGCCAGUCAGCAGCUUGGGAAGUUGCCAAUGGGAAAUUGCAUUGCAGACGACAAAGUAGCUAACAUAGUUAGCAACUAUGGUUUCAAGAUGCACCCCUGGUUCCUCAGAGAACUUCAAGGGCUCUCAGAGGACUUUUAGGGGUUACUCCACAGUGCCAAACUGAAGAUUGUUCUGUGAACUUUUAAUUUUCACAGUAGCCUACUGUGAUUUACCAUGAGCAGUUUAGCCUGUCUUCUGUCCUGCAUACAAACAUUUAUUUUUUGUCUUAACCCUGAAUUCACUUCUCAUGUGCUUUCAAAUCCACAGCCAGCUAGCCUCACGGUUCAGAUGUUGUCAUUUGCAGUAAUAGCCUAUUUCAUACAAUAAUAAUCCAGAUCCUAUUUUUCCAGUGCUUUUAAAACUACGCACAUAAUAUAAAACUACUGGUGUAGCAAUUAAUGGGACGAAAGGUUAAUUGUGUCGAGGAGUUGUUUUCACAUAUGCCUUGUCAAAAUAUUAUAUGGAAAGCAAUGAACACAGCACAUGUUUCAGUUUUCGCUGCAUUUUUUGUAAGACGUCAUUGAUUUGUAUUUGUUUUAAUACUUUUAAUUUAUUCAGAAUGGAAAUCUAAAUGGCUAUGUGUUUCAGAUGAUCAGCAAAACCAAUAAAGCAAGCAGUGAAACACUGCAGAUUGUGAAACUACAGUACUGUAUAUGAAUGUGAGGGGUUUAUGGAUUUGAAAUUUAACCAAUUAAAGUACAGAAUUACUUGUGA